Messenger RNA from Camelina sativa (false flax), 1130 nucleotides. The record is from RefSeq and is a predicted model, not a curated record. Lineage: Eukaryota; Viridiplantae; Streptophyta; Magnoliopsida; Brassicales; Brassicaceae.
UAUACAAUUGGUUAUAUUUUUUUGGUGACAUAUAAAAGCGCAUGUUUUUAAGUUUUGCGUAGGGCACAAUCUUACUCUUCUCCGAUGAAGAAACAGAAGCUGGAGGAUGAAUUAGGUAAAGGAAAAACUCAGAACGAGAUUUGUGCUGUAGGGAUCCGAGAAGAGAAAGAUAAUGAAAUUGAGAAUGAUAAGGAUAAAAUUCCACACUAUGAUCGUACUGAAAAUGGAUGUGGCGCGCCUACCUCUCCUGGUUACAGCCCUGAUUACUCUUACGGCCCUUCCUCUUCUUGUUACUACCCUUGCUCUCCUGACACAUCCCUUCCUCUCCUUACAACCCUCACUCUCCUGAUCACAUCCCUUCCUCUCCUUACAACCCUAACUCUCCCCCUACAUCUCCUAGUUACUACCCUUCCUCUCCUGAUCAUGAUCACUUCUCUCCAAUCCUUACACCCCUCCCACUCCUGGUCGUCGCACCCCUUCUUACUCCCCUCGAUACAUCCCCCUUCCUCCCCUCAAUACCUCCCUACAUUUACUCAAUACACCCCUACCUUAAGCGACAUGGAAGCUGAAAAGAAGACAUCUGAUCAUCUCAAAAAGAUUGGUCAUGAAAGUAGCCAAGUGGAUGGUGGAAAUUACCAAGAUGCUGAGGGCACUCGCAUAAUUCAUGUCCCAUGUUUAAAGGUAGCUCUACUGGUUGGUGCUGCGGCGACUUUACGGUUUCUUCAGCACAACCUUUGUGCUCGAAUCCGUAUUUUGAAGGAUUCAGAGGUUGACUUGAAGUCUGCACUAAGACCAGUGGAACUAACUGGAACUGUUUUACAGAUCGAGUUUGCUCAGCAGCUUAUCGACUCUGUUCUAGCAGAGGAGCAUCAUGAAUGAUAAACCCAUGGAAGAGGUAACUAAGAAACCAUCUUCUCAGAAAGAUUGUGAAGCUCUUCCCGAGCAAGUCCUUACCGAGUCUGAACAUCUCACGUGUGAUGCAGCAACCUCUCCAAGGAUAUGAAGCUGUUCAUGCGUUAAUAUCUAUAUUUGCAAGUUUUAUCAGAUUUUUAUCAAACCUCUCAAACAUUUUAUAACCAUUCCGGAGACUAUUCUCGGUAAUUAAACAAGCCGUGUAUAAGGAUUUUAUU